This is a messenger RNA of Stylophora pistillata, 6398 nucleotides long. RefSeq lists its product as uncharacterized. Gene Ontology annotation, cellular component: membrane raft; plasma membrane. The record is from RefSeq and is a predicted model, not a curated record. Gene Ontology annotation, biological process: negative regulation of epidermal growth factor-activated receptor activity; cell surface receptor signaling pathway. Gene Ontology annotation, molecular function: calcium ion binding; SH3 domain binding; receptor tyrosine kinase binding. Lineage: Eukaryota; Metazoa; Cnidaria; Anthozoa; Scleractinia; Pocilloporidae.
AGGCACGGUCACAGAGGAUCAGCUUUCACAGAAUAUUUUUUAUCAAUUUGCGUAGGAUUGAUCAUUCGCAUUAGUGAAAGUAGAUAGGCGAGUAAGCUUGACAUGAACUUGUUGAAGAGCAUCUGGAAGAGCAGUAGCAAGAUAAAUAUUUGAAAUAAACGUUAGAUUAGGAAAAUUAUCGCACUCUCAGAACUAUCGGCCGUCAUGAUUGGUUCUCUGAUGGAAUCACGUGACCAGCGACAUCGUCGAACACGGAAAUUGUCGAGCGACUGGCUCAAAAUGGCUGCUCCUCCUAGUCGUGGAACACGGUUUUUCAGUCGUUUGCAAGAUGCUCUCACUCAUGCUGUGACUCCGCGAUUGCAGAUCGACAGGAAGACUAUCGAGAAGACGUGGAAACUGAUGGACAAAGUGGUGAAACAUUGUCAAAAUCAACGGCUGUCGCUGAAGAACAGCCCCCCUUACAUCUUAGAUAUUCUGCCCGAUACUUACCAACAUUUGAAGUUAAUUAUCUCGAAAUACGAAGAAAGGAUGCACAUUUUGAACGACUGUGAGUAUUUUAGGAUUUAUAUAGAAAACCUUAUCAAGCAAUCGAAGCUGGCCAUCAAGCUUUUCAAGGAUGGGAAAGAAAAAAUGUACGACGAAAACUCUACGUAUCGCCGCAGCUUGACCAAGCUGAGUUUAGUUUUCAGUCACAUGCUAGCCGAGGUGAAGGCAAUAUUUCCUCAAGGAACUUAUAUAGGAGACGGCUUCAGGAUCACAAAAUACGAUGCAGCUGAAUUCUGGAGAAAGAACUUUGGGAUCGGGAAAACAACAGUGUCAUGGAAGCAAUUUCGUCAAACUCUCCAAACAGUGCACCACAUCAGCUCAGGUUUGGAAGCAAUGGCAUUAAAGUCCACAAUAGAUCUAACAUGUAAUGACCAUAUCUCCAUAUUUGAAUAUGAUGUCUUCACAAGGUUGUUUCAGCCCUGGUCGCAUCUGCUUCAGAACUGGAAUCUCCUUGCUGUGACACACCCUGGUUAUUGUGCUUUUAUGACAUAUGAUGAAGUGAAGGCAAGAUUGUGUAAACACAUGGAUAAACCUGGAAGUUACAUCUUCAGGUUAAGUUGUACAAGAUUGGGCCAGUGGGCCAUAGGAUAUGUGACACCUGAGCAUACAAUUCUUCAAACCAUUCCUCAGAACAAGUCACUCUGUCAGGCUCUUAUUGAUGGAGCCAGAGAGGGCUACUACCUUUACCCUGACGGAAAACCAGACAACCCUGAUGUUAGCCAUCAUCUCAUCACCCCCCCUGAUGAGCACAUCACUGUCACAGAGGAGCAAUAUGAGUUGUAUUGUGAGAUGGGAUCCACCUUUCAGCUUUGCAAGAUCUGUGCUGAAAAUAAUAAAGAUGUGCGCUUGGAGCCCUGUGGCCAUUUGAUGUGUCACAUGUGCUUAGACCAGUGGCAAGAAACUGGUGGUGAAGGUUGUCCAUUUUGUCGUUCUGACAUCAAAGAUAUGCAAGCCAUUGUUGUGGAUCCAUUUGUACCUCAUCUUGAGGAGGAGACACCAGGAAGAGGUGCCGAGAGCCACGAGAAUCACUUGGAUGGGGAAGAAGAUGAAAUCAUGGAGGAUCCCAGUCAGUGGGUCUCCACAAUUGAUACUAGACCUCAUGGUACUCAACAAGGAGGAGGAUAUCCCCAUUUACAGCAGGAGAACACUGAACAGUUCCCGUCUUCAGAAGAUGCCCCUCCACCCUUGCCCCAGAGGCGAAAUCUCACGUUGAACCCACAGUUACCCACAUCACCAACCCUUGUAGUCACCCAUGCGUCACCAUUUGCUACUCCUGGGACAUCCUCAAGGUCAUCACCAUUAAGUUCUCCUUGGAACUCUCCAAGGAAUUCUCCACGCAACUCGCCACGGAAUUCCCCUCGUGCAUCUCCAAAUGUCUCACCCCACAACUCGCCUCUUGUUUCUCCAUGUGGCUCACCACAGAACUCUCCUUCACUGUUAAGAAAGGUACCACCACCACCGCCACCAUCAAACUUAGAUGAGGACAGUCCUCCUGCAGUACCAGAAAGGAGGUAUAAACACAGAGGGAUCAGUGUGGAGAAUAAGGAGAAUAAACCUGGAACUAAGACAUCUAAACAUGAAAGCAGUAGAAAAGACACAUUGGGAUAUGCAGACAUAGCUGCUGCAAAUGUUGCACAUGAAACUUUUGGUCAAAACCAGAUUAAAACAAAUUAUGCUCAGCUAGCUCACCCUCAUCCUGAUGCAGCUCAGUCUGAUGACAAGGAGAGGAGAAGGCCUGGAGAAGCCAUAAUGGCUGAAGUUUGUGCAAAUGAAGAGGCAACAUCAUAUGAUUUUCCUCUGCCAAUAAUAGCUGAGAGAGAACGUUCACCGGGUGAGAAAUCCAACCAAGAGAAUGGUUUAAGGGACAAUACCACUGAUCUUCAAUCAGUUGCAGAUCCUUUUGCUGAAGACCCAUUUGAAUUGAAUGAUAAAGCAAAACACAUCCACUGUGAUGAUGAUGAUUUUUGUAAGGGCCCUUUGGUUGUAGCACUGCCACCAUCACGUUCACAAAGCUGUAACUCUGGGAUGCCACGCAAAACCCAUGCUCACAGAGACAAAAAUACUCUGCCUUCAAGGGUGUUCACCAAGGCAAGAUCCACUGAUGACGUGCUUGAGGAUCCUACAUAUUCAAAUGUUCAUCGAGACCAUGGCAAAAAUGCUGGUCAAACCAAUGACUUUGAGAGCAAUGGAAACCCCACUUCAAAUAGUAACCACGAUAGAACUUUACGCCCAGCUUUGCUUUCUCGAAACAGCUGGGGUGGAGCAGAAGCUAAAAAUUUCAGCAAUCCAAUGUAUGGUUCCCGGGGCUUAGAUCCAAGUAAAUUAGAAGCAAAGGUAGAACAUAGACCAACACGAUCCAGAUUGCCAGAUGAAGAUCCAAAGCUUGAUGCUAUGCAGUUUUAUGAAGAAGAUUUUACAAUUCUGCAGGCGCAGGGAUACAGUCGCGAGGAGAUCACCAGAGCCCUUAUUGUGGCUGACAACAACUUUGCUUUGGCAAGGAAAAUUCUCCGCGAGUUCUCUCAGGGGACAAGAAAGCUAUGAACUUUUGGUACAGUUGAAUAGUAAUAUAAAAUUCUGGCCAAGUUCAUACUAAGGUUGAGUUUUCCCCUUGUAGAGUUGCUAAAGGAUGGUGAUUUUUGUUGAAUUUUGAUACCAUAGCUGCAUGAUGAAUUAUCUGGUAGUUGUUCAGAUUUUAAAGUGGGUAAUUAAUCUUAACCUUUGAAAUGUUCACCACAGAAUUAAUAUUUAGACAGGAAGUUGUUUGAUAUUUACAUAGUUUUCUUAAUUUGAAACACUUUAUAACCUGGCCUGACAAAUCAGGGGAAAUCUUGAUCAGUAAAUUUAAAGUGAUCCCAGUUUAUCCAUUGAUAUUGGAAGUAAGCCACCAGUCAGUUUAAAAAAUUUGUGAUGUUUGACUCAAUCCUUUCAUUAAUUUUUUAUGAAUUUUGAACUUUCAUUGGUUUCUUUCCAAUGAGAUUCUUCCAUGAUACAACAGCUCAACCAGACUGGUAUGGUUUAGGGUAGAAAUGCAUUCAGUCAUAUAUUUCACUAUGAUAGAUAGCACUGAUAAUGACAAUUGAAGGGUAAUUUAUUACUUGACCAACUAAGUAAGAAGGCAGGGUGCUGUGGGUCUCAUGCUCUGAACAGCUCUCCAAGUGGGUAAUAUGGGCUUGUGUUAGGCACUCUGGUUUGUCCACUUUUUUUUUCUCCAUUGUGAAUUGCUUACAUGGUUUGUCAAAAAGUGAGUAUUUGUUAUAAUCUUUUUGGCCAGGUAAUAAAUUGACCAAGCUUGUUCCUCAAGUUGACUGAUCUGUAAAAGGGAAUAAUUUAAGUAUUUUCCAAAGUCAAAUCUUCCUGAACUCUUGUUUGGUGAGACUUGCAUCUGAACUUGGGACUAUUGCCUGGUCAGAUUGUCAGUAACACAGAUAACAUUAGUUCACAAAUGGGCAACUAUAAUUUCUUUUUUAGUUUGUUAAAUUCCAUGAUUAAUGAAUUGAUCAGUCAGAUGUGGUGGUCAGUUUAUCGAAGCGGGAAUCAAAUUAACUGUGGAGGUAAUGAGACAGUAAUUACCCAGUUCUCUCAAGUCAUUAACAAUUAACCUUUGUCAGCCCCUUAAACUUUCAAAACAUAACUUGGAAUUCAGCCAUACAUUUUCCUCUGAAUGACCAGAGAGAAUUUUUUGUCUUAUCAAACAGCUUGUUGAUGUGUUUUUUUAUUCCCACCACAUAUUUACUGGAUGAAGCAUUGAUAUGGUAACAAAAUGUUACUUAUCAACUUUUUGGUCAGGUGGAAAAAUUGCUGUUGGAAUACUGCUAGUCCCGGGAGACUUAUAUUAAGUUCUUUUUUCAAAACUUGCAGGGUAUGGUUAUUUCUCUGGACAGUUUUCAGAAAGGGAAAAAAUGCUGUGUGUUCAGAAAAGAGAAGUGGUAAUCUGCAGUCAAUGGAAAAUAUUGAUAUUCCUUUUUUUUUCAAAUGUUUUUUUUUUUUUCAUCACAGUUGUGUCUUUUUUAUUCAAGUUGUAGGGGGUAUUAAGUAAAAAAUGUUGUCAGCCUGUGGCUUAUUGUGUCUUUCAUAAAGCCUUGUUGAGGUGUUCAAGGUAAUGUGAUACUGUAAACCAGAAUUUAAAGUCCUAUUAACAAUUCCAUAUGGGAGAAGUUGCUUGUUGUGUUUAUAAUUACCAGUGGAACAAUUUAGGGGUUUAAGGAUGAACCAUAGAAUGAUGUAGUAAAAUUUAAUGCAAAAAGACCAGCCUGGCCAGGUAUUAGCAGUUUUUUUUACUGCAAAAGUAUUUGUAAAAGUGAACAGAAUGCAGAGAUGUAAAUAAAGCAACACAAGACUAAAUGGCUUGGAAACAGCAGAACUUGUAAAGAUAAAAUUUUAGAAUCAUCCAAAAUUCUUAGAGCAACAAAAACACAAAGAUGAGGGUAUUAUUAGUCUAGAAUAUGGCAAUUUAAUUACCUUGUUGGGGGGAAAUAAUUGUUUUUGUCUGUAAUUGUCUUUUUACAGAUAGAAUUAAAUUUAGAAAAUGUUGAUUUGCUAUUUAUUCUCCUUGCCAAGCUUGGUCAUUUUGUUAAGCAGCACUUUGUUUCCAGCAAUUUUUUUUUUUCAUCUCUUUGUAUAAUUCAAUUGACUUUAGCUUGUUAGCUUUAAUCUUUCUGAAUCAAAACUCCAAGCAAAAGAUCUUGAGAAAAAUUCUGAAAACCACUGAUCAAAAUUGUCACCUGAGGAAAUCAAAAUUCUGAAAACCACAGAUCAAAGUUGUCACCUGAGGAAAUCAAAAUUCUGAAAACCACAGAUCAAAGUUGUCAUCUGAGGAAAUCAAAAUUCUGAAAACCACAGAUCAAAAUUGUCACCUGAGGAAAUCAAGAUUCUGAAAACCACAGAUCGAAGUUGUCACCUGAGGAAAUCAAAAUUCUGAAAACCACAGAUCAAAAUUGUCACCUGAGGAAAUCAAAAUUCUGAAAACCACAGAUCAAAAUUUUCACCUGAGGAAAUCAAAAUUCAUUGUAAAGAAAUGUGUAUUAUUGAAAGUCUCCAGAGACGACAACAGCCAGGUUAAUCCAAAGAUAUGAUACAAGAUAAUUAUACACUUGCAUAAUUAAUCCUGUUUGUUCUUCAAGAAUUUUUACUUGGAAGGUUGCAUUCAAAAGAAAAUUUCUGUGAGAGUUGAAAACCUGAAUUCAGCUACAUGAUUGAACACUGAACUGUGAUCUUAAUUGUGUGAAUGUAAUUUGCUGAUAAAAUUUAUUUUCUAAUAGAUAUGAUCCUACUAACAAAGACAUAAAUACAUUUCUAACUCUUCAAUUAAAGGGAGUGUUACUUGAAUAUUUCUGAUCAGUAAUUUUGUGAGAGAUUUGGUAUGAAAUAUUUCACACUGAUGACCACAGAGAUCCAUACUGUCUCUAUGAGCCUACAUAUUCAAACUUUGAUAUUUUCAAGUGCUAAAUUGAAUACAAAUGAGUUGCAAGGAAGUUUUUGGUUCAUUUCUAAUGUUUGGCACAAGAAAAAUUUUCUUUUGUGGGUCUUGCUGGUAUUAAAAGUUAAGUUUCAAAAAUUGCUGUUAUUUCUGUAAGUAACUUCCCUCAUCAACAAACCACAAUUAGUAAAAUGAUAGAAGUAUAGGGAAUAUUUUUGUAGGUCUGUUGCUAUGUAAAUGAAAACUUCAAACCACAGUUAUAGAACAGAUAUAUAACAUAAUAAAGCAAAAGUGUAUUUUAGAAGAACUAUUUAAAUGCAUUAGAGAUACCAAUAUAAUUCACUGGGACCCACACCAUUUUAAUAGUUGUGUUUCAAGCAAAGUUGGUGCUUCUGCAUUAAGAUGAAAAAAUUAAACGUUGCGUUUGAAGACUGCA